AUGGAUGUCCCUUUUCCCAUCUCCCCGGGCCCUACACCACCACCCCCUCCCUCAUUACCUAUUAUUUUCCCCCCUUCUGACCCAAUUCCCAGCACCGCCCCGCAUGAUUCCCUUCCCCCACCCACGGUCCCACCCGCUCCCCCAUCCAUGCCCUCAUAUACACCCUCUCCAUCUCUCCGUGUGUCUUCCUGCUCCCAUGCACCCCCACCUUACUUAAAGGACUACGUUUGCUCGCAGGUGAUUUUGCCCCCACACCCGUCCUCGUUUUCGCCACCAGGUUUUGUCAAAGCCUUGCUCAUUUAUGUGGAUGAUAUUGUGAUAACAGGCAAUGAUGUGGGUGCAAUUGCUUCUUUGAAACUUUUUCUCCACAAUCACUUCCGGAUUAAGGAUCUUGGUGAUUUAAAGUACUUUCUGGGGAUCGAGGUUUCUCAGUCCAAACAUGGCAUUUAUAUUUCUCAGCGUAAAUAUGCAUUAGAGAUUCUCAAAGAUUAUGGCUUCCUGGGAGCACGACCCAUUGCCUUUCCUAUGGACGAUACAAAACUAUCUGACAAAGGGGAACUCUCAAGGAUCUUGAAAAGUAUCGGCGUCUAG
This is a messenger RNA of Malus domestica (apple), 591 nucleotides long. NCBI's taxonomy places the organism in Eukaryota, Viridiplantae, Streptophyta, Magnoliopsida, Rosales, Rosaceae. The record is from RefSeq and is a predicted model, not a curated record.